ACAGAUCAGGAGACUUCGGCUCCGCUCGGAGAAACAGCACCGGACUGUAUGGUGGAGAACCGUUUUAUAAUUUUACCUUUUUCUGGGGACCGGCUGUAUGAUUAAGCUACAAUCUUCAAUGAGUAAGCAUAUCCCACAGUUCUGUGGUGUUCUGGGUCACACAUUUAUGGAGUUUCUGAAGGGCAGUGGGGACUACUGCCAGGCUCAGCACGCUGCCUAUGCAGACGAGUGAACAGCCAAACUCGCCAUCGAUCCGAAGCACUUGAGCCACAGGAGGGACCCCGGAAAGUUGGCAGGACCGGGACGCCUCCCAGAACCAGCGACAACUCGGCCUGGAUGGGGUAACUCCACUCGCUGCACACUGCCCUCGUCGGCUUCCGCCUGGCCAGAUCAAGGUGGAACCAGCCUUGUUUUUUUCUUCCUUUUCUUUUGUUUUAUUCCAAAGGAGAGGGUUUUGAGUUACUUUUCCGAUUGUCCGCCCUUUUUCGCCCACCGACGCCCCAAAUUUACCCAUUUGCCUGUCGCAGCCUUCGUUUAUUUGGUUUAAUUUUUAAGCCUUGCCAACCUCGAAGAAGACCGGAGGAUUUUUGUUUCUGGGUUUCUGGAAGCUCGUUGGACAUUUGUGUUUGACAUUCCCUCCGAGUUUAACUAAGCGUUUACAUUGGUGUUUUUACUCUGUGGAAGACUUUUGGGUUUCGUUAUUUUUUUUUUACGUUGUCACAAUGGCUCGUAUGAACAGACCGGCCCCUGUGGAGAUCACCUACAAGAACAUGAGGUUCCUCAUCACCCACAAUCCCACCAACGCCACCCUGAACAAGUUCAUUGAGGAGCUGAAGAAAUAUGGAGUCACCACCGUAGUGAGAGUUUGUGAGGCCACCUAUGACGCCACCCUGGUGGUGAAAGAGGGAAUCCAGGUUCUGGAUUGGCCGUUUGAUGAUGGAGCUCCUCCCUCCAACCAGAUCGUGGAUGAUUGGCUGAACCUGCUGAAGCUGAAGUUCAGGGAGGAGCCCGGCUGCUGCAUAGCUGUCCACUGUGUGGCAGGACUGGGGAGAGCUCCUGUUCUGGUUGCGCUCGCCUUGAUAGAAUGUGGGAUGAAAUAUGAAGAUGCUGUCCAGUUCAUUCGACAGAAGCGUCGAGGAGCAUUCAACAGCAAGCAGCUGUUCUACCUGGAGAAAUAUCGUCCAAAGAUGCGCCUGCGCUUCAAAGAUUCCAACGGCCAUCGCAAUAACUGCUGCAUCCAGUAGAGCCAAACCCUGAGCCACGCCAACCCCCCCCGAACCCCCCACCCUUCCCACUACAGAAGAGUUCAAUUCAACCUUGCUAGCUUAUUACCUGGCAGGCGUGUUUUCUUAAUCAUUGUGUUGAAGUAUCUUUAUUUGGAAAACCAUGCGCGGUAAUUCAACUGUCCCCCUCCCUCUUCAGGUUCAAAAUCAAGUGUCAAAAAAAAAAGUUUAAAAAAAAAAAAAAGAAAAACACAGAGUUGUGUGAACCGGGAUCAAAGUGUUUCCUCUUCAUGUGCCCAUUUAAAAAAAA
Molecule: messenger RNA, 1533 nt
Organism: Seriola dumerili (greater amberjack)
Lineage: Eukaryota; Metazoa; Chordata; Actinopteri; Carangiformes; Carangidae
Gene: ptp4a1
Product: protein tyrosine phosphatase type IVA, member 1
Exons: 6
Coding region: 723-1244 (173 amino acids)
Biological process (GO): protein dephosphorylation
Cellular component (GO): nucleus
Molecular function (GO): protein tyrosine phosphatase activity
Source: RefSeq, a predicted model, not a curated record